CGGUCAUACUCUCGCCAUCUCGUCGAUGAUAUCGCGACAAUCACCAUGUCCGAUGGAAACGUUACGGUAGCGGCCAAUGUGCUCGGUACUAUUGGCACGGUGCUGUGGUGCAUUCAGUUGAUUCCUCAGAUCUGGUAUAAUUAUCGACGGAAGAAGACAGAUGGGUUCCCAGCAGCUAUGAUGUUUUUAUGGGCGAGCUGUUCCGUUCCUAUGGGUGCUUAUCUGAUUUUGCAGGUCAGUGCAUGUCCGACGGAGUGGAAUUGCAUCAAGAUUCCUGGGUUUGAAGGAGGUGUCCUCGCCGCUGCUGACUAUGGCGCAGCAAGUGAAUAUUCCACUGCAAAUCCAACCGCAGAUGUUCGGGUUUUUCUCUCUGGUCGGUUGGGGCCAGAUUCUAUAUUAUCAUCAGUAAGUGGUUUCGAUCAAGUCGCUUCCCAGAGUCUGGUUCUGGUUCUGAUGGUUGGCUGCAACAGUAACUAUACUCGCAUGAAGGCAACUUUGAUUUGCUCGGGCAUGGUCGUGCUGUUCGGUGGCUUAGAAGCUCUUCUCAUUUUAACGUUGCGGAUUCCGUACCGUAAAGGUGUGACCUGGCCGGAUCUCGUGGUCGGGAUCGUUGGGGCCCUCCUUAUUUGUGCGGGUCUACUGCCGCCAUAUUUUGAGUUGUGGAAGAGGGAUGGCCGUGUAAUCGGAUUCAACUGGUAUUUUCUGGCCAUUGACACAUUGGGCGGGCUAUUUUCGCUUUUCGCACUAGCUGCGCAGGGUUCAUUUGAUAUUCUUGGUGGCAUUAUGUAUAUUUUGGUAAUUGUCCUUGAGUCAGGCAUCUAUAUCAGCCAUAUCAUCUGGCGUAUUCGUUAUCGCAAACUCCGCAAGGAGGCCAAGGCAACUGGGAGGAGCAUUGAUGACCUGCUUCGCCUCAAGAGGAAUGAUACACAGGCAGCAACGGACCUCGAAGCAGGCGUUGUUGAACGUGGCAAUGACAUGGAGAAACAAGAACAUGAAAUUGGUGACGUUGCAACUGGAAUUACAGCAUAA
Penicillium canariense is the source of this 1029-nucleotide messenger RNA. Its product is annotated as PQ-loop repeat-containing protein. NCBI's taxonomy places the organism in Eukaryota, Fungi, Ascomycota, Eurotiomycetes, Eurotiales, Aspergillaceae. The annotation marks the transcript as partial. The transcript is spliced from 6 exons. The record is from RefSeq and is a predicted model, not a curated record.